Messenger RNA from Pieris napi, 2146 nucleotides. RefSeq names its product 2-amino-3-ketobutyrate coenzyme A ligase, mitochondrial (gene Gcat). Gene Ontology annotation, molecular function: pyridoxal phosphate binding; glycine C-acetyltransferase activity. Lineage: Eukaryota; Metazoa; Arthropoda; Insecta; Lepidoptera; Pieridae. Bases 98 to 1378 code for a protein of 426 amino acids. Gene Ontology annotation, biological process: L-threonine catabolic process; biosynthetic process. The record is from RefSeq and is a predicted model, not a curated record. The transcript is spliced from 9 exons.
UUAUCUCUUGUUGGAUUCGCCAAUAUCUCUACUAAAUUGUUAUAUACUGUAACGCCACACCCGCGCGCGGCAAGUGUUUCUGUCGGCAUUUGACGCGAUGGCUUUACGCUCACAACUCCUGCGCAUCGUAAACAAUGGACAACAAAUACGCUACCUUCACGAGUUGAAUUCAAAGGAGCGCGCAGGAGUGGAAAAACUUCGUGAUGUGUUAGGAGAUAGACUGAAAGAGAUCAAACGAGCAAAGACGUGGAAGCAUGAACGGAUCAUUACCUCUCCCCAAGACAGAACGGUGACAGUUAAAGGUGCUGAAGGAGAAUUCCUGAACUUCUGCGCAAAUAAUUACUUAGGUUUAUCGAAUCACCCUGAAGUGGUAACAGCUGCUCAAGAAAGUUUGAGCAAGUAUGGAGCUGGCCUUAGUUCGGUGCGUUUUAUUUGUGGAACGCAAAGUUUACAUAAGGAAUUAGAAGACCGGUUGACUAAAUUCCAUCAACGCGAAGACACGAUCUUAUAUGGGUCCUGUUUUGAUGCAAACGCUGGGCUAUUUGAGGCGAUGUUAACCCCCGAAGAUGCAGUAUUUUCAGAUGCAUUGAACCAUGCCUCUAUCAUCGACGGCAUUCGACUUUGUAAGGCCCAGAAGUUCCGGUACCCACAUCGGGAUCUCAGUGAAUUGGAACAUUUGCUCGCGCACUCCGAAGCUCGUAUAAAGCUGAUAGUGACUGAUGGAGUGUUUUCGAUGGACGGGAACGUGGCACCGGUGAAGGGUCUGAGGGAUUUGGCAGACCGGUACCGAGCCCUCUUAGCUAUUGAUGAUAGUCAUGCUACGGGAUUCUUUGGAGCUACUGGCAGGGGAACAGAAGAGUUCUGUGGUCUUAUGGGUGCUGCUGACAUCAUCUGUUCAACCCUGGGUAAAGCCGUGAGUGGAGCUGCAGGGGGCUACACCACCGGUCCCAAAGAACUCAUCACUUUACUGAGAAAUGUUUCGAGACCAUAUCUGUUCUCCAAUGCACCGCCGCCACCUGUCGUUGGGGCUUCUUUGAAGGCUCUUGACAUAGUAGAACGUAGCAACGAACUCCGUGAGCGGCUGCAUCAGAACACCAAGGCCUUCCGCGAGGGUAUGCAGGCUGCGGGUCUGACGGUAGCUGGUGAUGGCCAUCCCAUCUGCCCCGUUAUGGUUGGAGAAGCUCCGUUGGCUGUAGAGCUCGCUUCUGGGAUGUUAGUUAAAGGUGUCUACGUGGUAGCAUUCAGUUACCCAGUAGUACCGAAAGGGCAGGCGCGAGUACGGGUGCAAAUAAGCGCUGCCCACACUGAAGAAGACAUUAAAAAGGCAGUUGACGCAUUCGCGGAGGUCGGAACUAAGAUCGGGCUUAUCAAGAAAUAAUUACGUUCAAGACUGGAUCCACUGCCUUUUAAGGGUCAAUUUAUGUUUACUAAACGGAAAACGAAAAUACAACAAAUUGUUGAAAUAUACUUAAAAAACUUCAAACUUAGCCCUUGUGUCAAACACAAACAAAAGAUUCUAUGUUAGAGCAGGAUUUCAAGAUUGCACGAGAAUUUAUAAUAUCCUAGUAAAUUUGGAGGGUAUUUUGUUUAUAUUUUUCAUUCCGUUAGUUAAUGUAAGUUGAGCCUUAUGUAUACAAUGCUUAUUCUAAUAUUCUAUUGUAGUAAAAUUAUUGCCGUCGAAAAUACAACUGAUAAAAUUGUUAUUUGAUCUAAUAGUAUAAUCAAAUAUAUAACCGCCAUAAUAUAUUGUACGUCAAAAUACAAAAAAUAUAGUACAUGACAAGAUAGAUUUUCAAAUCAAUUUUAUGUUUACGUCAGAGUCUUAAGGUAACUUAGCGCGAACUAUGUGUCCUUUAUGUCAUAAUUCAUUUUGACGUGCUAGAGUACUGCCAUAUGUUAACUAUCAUUGGGUUUGACAUACGGUAGUUAUAAUUAGGUUACUUAGCGCUAAGUUGAGAUGGCUCUGGGAACUUGGAGUUAUAUGCCUUUAAAGUAACCAAGUACGUGCGAAUAUUAUUUCGACGCUAAUAAAAUGUCGCCAUUUUGGCAAGACAGAUAAGAAAAUAUUUUCAGAAUUAGCAUUGUUGUAACACGUAUAACUAUGGAGAUAAAUACUUAACUGCUAUGUAAAUAAAUGUUAUUUUUA